AGCACUAUUAAUAAUUUCGUGUUAAUACUUUCCUUCAAAAGUAAAUUGUCUUUGUAAAUUUAGUGCUCCAGACACACAGGCCAAGUCAGUGAAGUCAUCCUUAUACUCACAGACCAGGUACAAUACAGGAAGAGGCAAUGAAAGCUACCCCACAAUAUGCCUCGCCCAUGUUUUCAUGGGAUCACCUCUAAGUGUGGGAUAUUAGUUUGGUCUCCACAACCAACUUAAUCGUUGGCCUCUCUGAGGUAACUUUAUAUUAUUAUUUCUUUUCUUUUCUUUCUUUUCGCUUUGAGAGGCACUCAGAUACUAUGGGGAUGGAGGCCAAAUAAUCAGGUAGGUGGCUAGAACUGUUAUAUACCAAUUAUGUGAGGGUUGGGGGAUAAGGACAUUAGGCCACUAAAAACUGGGACUCUUCAUAUAGGCCACCAAAUAGCUAUCCACUUGUAACACCCUUUAGUUACCACUGACCCUGGGCUUGAUUUGAAUUAUCUAAUGGUGAAAUGCUAUCACCAAUCCCUUGAGCCUCAGUUCAUUAUAUCAGCUUUGCAUUGAACACUCAGACAGGUAGGAGUUGAAGAUAAUGUAUGUAUAACUAGAAAUGUAACUUCCCCUACACUUUCCAUAAAGUCUCUCUUUGAUCUAUGGCCUUAGAGUUAUAUAGUAUUAAUGAUCUCCAAAUAGGUAUUAUAUAGGUAGAUGUUAUUUGGUGGUGUUAGACUUGUAUUAAUUAACUAGAAUAAACUCAAAUUAAUAAAAUUAAUUCAUUUUAAACUGUAACCUACUCACAAUUAACACACUACAUUCUUGCAUGAGUAGCUCCACUUCAAUACAAGGAAUGAAUGUAUUGCAUUUGGUUAUCAGCAUAAAUUACAGUCCAGGGGAAUUCUCACCCUCAGGAACAAAAAAAGUCAAAUUUUUAUCAGUUCAUGUUCGUUUGCCUUGAAUUUUUCAUGAAAACAAGAUGCAGUUUUUGCAAGCAGGAACCUUACAUUUUGCUGAGGAAAACUGAGGACAUUUUGGGUUGUUUUUAAUUUUGUCAGAAUUUUGGUGUGAUAGUGAUAAAAUUCUACCAGACACACCGUUGUUAUGCCCUUGCCCUUCUAUCACAACUACUAACCCAGGAUCUCAAAGGAUUUAUAAUCAUGGAGCCAGAUUCUGGCCUCCACACCUGUCCCCAUAUGCCAAUCUGGCACCUUAUAGAGUAUGUAAAGGAGUUGCAAUGGGCAGGGGGAGAAGUUCCUCAAUGUAGGAUCAGCAUAGAGUCUAUGAGACUGACCUUGUAUCUUCCCUUCCCUCCCCCGCUACACCUGAGACCCUAGCAUAGGUGCUGUACUGAGGUGAAGGCAGCAGUUAAAAAUAAAAUAAUAUAAAAUAAAGUAAAACAAAUUGGGUGUGUGAUGGCAUGCUCUCAGCACUCGGCCUCUAUCCUAUGCUGGAAGUAAUUUCAUUCUCCAUAGCAGCCCAGGAUCUGGAUGGCAGAAAGGUGACAUAAAGUCUCAGGAGAUGCAGCACAGAAUCUGGUCCUGAUUUUUACAGGUGCUUAAUCUGAAAUGCACAAGGAUAUUUGACCCAUCUCAAGGGUAUUCUUUCAGACUCUCUGCAGACUUUAGGCAGCCAUCACUGCAUUGGUUACUGAUGUGUAUCAUAUUUUUAAAGUUAUCUUCAUAACCAUAAGGACUAGAAAUGUUUGUAAAAUGAAAAUGUAGAUUCUGGAGCACAAAAGGGCAGUUUAUUAGAGUUGUAGUUAUACUGAACCCCGCACCAACAAUUCAAGCCCUGCUCCCCGUACUUAUGAAUUUUAUAUCAUGCUAAAUUGCAGAUGAAGAGUAACCACUUAUCUAAGCAGAGCCUUUAUUUCGAAAAGCUAAUUGGUUAAACAUAAAAGCACAUGAUUUGGGAGGGACUGUCUAGAACAAUGGUCCUCAACCUGUGGUCCACGGACCCCCAUGACUUAGCCUAUGUCUAAGGGGUCUGCAAAAGACUUAGACUGAAAACUGACUGAACAGAAGUCUACUAUAUAUACAGACAAUAGAUUUCCAAAAAGAUCAGCACAUCCAUUCAAAAUUUCCAAAGGAGUCCACACCUCCAUUUGAAUUUUUGUAGGGGUCCACAAAUGAAAGAAGGUUGAGAACCACUGGUCUAGAACAGUGGCUCUCCACCUUUCCAGACUACUGUACCCCCUUUCAGAAGUCUGAUUUUUUUUGCGUACCACCAAGUGUCACCUCACUUAAAAACUACUUGCUUACAAAUUCAGACAUAAAAAUACAAAAGUAUCACAGCCACUCUAUUACUGAAAAAAAUGCUUACUUUCCUCAUUUUUACCAUAUAAUUAUAAAAUAAAUCCAUUGGAAUAGCAGUAUAAACAAGUCAUUGUCUGUAUGAAAUUUUAGUUUGUACUGACUUCAUUAGUGCUUUUUAUGUAGCCCAGAAUAAAACUAGGCAACUAUCUAGAUGCGUGGAUGUACCACCGUGUACCUCCAGAGGUAUGCGUACCCCUGGUUGAGAACCACUGGUCUAGAAUGUGCAUUGCACUCUUGCAGCAUGUGUGUGUCCUUGUCAGAAAUGAUGAACAGGCAUUUCAAAGCUUAAUUCACAGGAUUUUCUUUACCACUAAUGUACAAAUCCAGAACUGCUUACUUGUCAGGUGCUAUAAAUAGUAGGACAUACAUACUCAGUUCUCCAAAGACACAAGGUGACAUAUGAGAUCUCAUGAAGGGUCAAGCAGUCUUUUCACAGAUCAUCUGUAAAUGGAUAACAUCCUGUAUCAAGACUGCAUAUGCGAUAGCUUUGGCUACACCCCCUCCAUGGGUGUGAGCUCAUUCAACAAGAGCAUAAGCAACGUCAAUAGCAUUCCUCAGUGGCAUUUCCAUAUUGGACAUUUGCAGGGCUACUACAUGGUCAUCCAUCUAUACAUUUAUGAAGCAUUAUGCCAUUACUACAUUUACUAGAGCAGAUGCAAGCCUUGAAAGGGCAGUCUUGCAAUCCUUAUUUAGGUAGUCUCUGAGCCCCGCCUCCUGGGAAAGGUACUGCUUAUAAGUCACCUAAGUAGAAUACACAACUAUAUCUACUUGGAAAAGAAAUGGUUAUUUACUGGAUCGGUGGUUGUUUGAGAUGUGAUGCAGACAUAUAUUCCAUGACCCACCCUCUGUCCCCUCUGCAUCAGAGUCUGAUCUCAAGGGCAUUUGGUGUGCAGGAAUUGAGGGGGGGUCAGGGUAAUGCACCUCAUGUGGUCAUGGGAGGGGCUAUGGCCACGAGGUUCAAGCGCUGCCCCUCGACAGGUACUACUAAAUUUGAAAUGACCUAAAUUUACUUUAUUAAAAUAAUCUCAAUUAAAUGAAAAAAAAUUAAGCAGUAUGUUUUCUGCUGAAGUUUUAAAGAAAGUCAAACCACUGACCUGGUGGAAGUCACUGGUUAAACACCUGGAACCAGAAUUUGUUGAAAUGCUAGACAAGCUUUUCACAGCAACAGCCUCUUCUGCAGGGGCAGAGAGAAUAUUUUCUUCAUUUUGAUUUAUUCAACUGGUUCAGUUCAAUGACUAGUUAAUUUAAAAUUAAUAAACUGAUUGGGAGUUGAAAAUGAGAGAGAGCUUCUUUUCCUCUUCCAAACAAUGUUCCCUGCAUUGAGCUGUUCCAACCUUAUUUAAGAUUCCUUAUGUUCCUUCACCUCAUAUUAGCACAUUAGUUUCAGAAUUCUCCUGUCUUGCACUAGAGAGUAUAAAUGGGGGCCUGAUAAUAACUGUAGCCAGUGGCUUAGAAUCACUAGCAUGUCUGCCAUUUUAGGUGUACUCUUCUUCACAAGUAGAGCUUAUCCCACAAAGAUUCUGCCUUCUGUUUGCUUCAUUGUGUCAGAGAGAUUGAGACACACCUGCUUAAGUUUGUACAGAAAGUCAGCUUUCAGGACAGAAGCUCAGAUACAUGAUUUUGUGAUCUAUUGCAUCACUCUGUGGCCACAAUAAGACAUGGCAGAGCAGAUGAUGAUAAACCUUAGCAAACUUCCCCACAUGUGUGAUGAGAAACAGAGAGCGGAGUUAUUUAUUCAACCACAGGUGCUAACUCUUAGUUUUUGUAAUGUGAAUAAUUGUCCACUAGGCACUAGUUUCAGACUAAUUUCACAUCCAUGGACAAGUAUCACAUGGUAAAAUAGAGAGGCCCUCGCUUUGAGAGAUUGCUGUUUGGAAGAUUUAGAUGUGACAAAACUCACUGGGAAAUGGAAGUAGUAAUAAUUUAGAGAGGUCUUUGAAUUAUUUGAUUUACUUGUGAGUUAUGAGCAUUGUAGAAGAAAUGAGUCCUUAGGAUUGGAAUGAGGAAAGGGUUGUAACUAGGAAAAAUAGGGAUGGGGAGGGCAUUCCAUGUGUAGAAAAUAAAAAAGAUGUAAGUGAACAGUAGACUUGUAGGAUGUGGAGACUGACAUUGUUGGUGCAGUAUUGAUCUAAGAGAAAGGGUUUGAAAUUUGAGCCAGGGUUGAGUGUUGCAGGGCCUUGAAGGUGAAAAUAAUUUUAAGCUUGAUGCAGUGGGCAAGAGGAAACCAGUAGAUAGAUGCAAAGAGGUGAGUAACUUGUUAGAUUGAAGGACAAGGAAUUAUCAGGCAUAUUUUGGAUCAAUUUGAGAGAGGUGAAGCAGAUAUUGGUGAUGCUGAAGAAGAGAGUGCCGCAGUAAUCAGCUCUACACACGUUCAGAAAGAUAUAGGAACGCAUGCUUCGUUUUGGUACCCUCAUAUGUAUAUGUAGAUAUGUAGUGACCUUGCUGAUCAUGGGGCAGGAGUUCAGCACUAUUGAAUGGAAGCUGCUUCCUUGUACUCCAAAAUCUCAGCUACCACUGUAAAAGAAAUGGUCUCCCGCGCUCCAGGUUGCAAGAAACCCACAACCGCCAUCAAACGUGAGCUGAGGAUACAGGAUACGGGAUGCAGCGAUUUGCGGUCCCGUUCCUCGCCCUCGGGCUGUUGGCUCUGCAACCGCACAGCAACGUAAACGCCAGCGCUGUUCGCCGGUCAGCGCAGGGCCUUGGGGCGCGACUGUGAAGGCAGGCGUCGUGAACGACUCACUCGUGAGAAGAGCAUGACCUUGUCCCGGCUUCCCUCGGCCCCAGGCUCCACUCCAGCGCGCGGCCCCCACCCUCUACGGCUGCAGGCCGGGCCGGCGCGGCCAGGUCCGCUCCGCGGCAGCACGUCGCAAGCGCCUGCACAGGACGCAGUCGGGGCGGUGAACGCUCCGCGCGCCCCAGAGCCGGGGAGAGCCCGGCCCAGCGGGUUGGCGGAGCGGUGGCGGCUGGGCGGAGGCUCCAGCCGAGGCAGCAGAGGGCGCUCAAGGGCAGGGGAGCCGAAGGCGGCGCGGGGUGGAAAGAGGGGGUCCGGGGAUGGGGAAAGACCCAACCGCCCGCUCUCGGCUCAUCUCCCUGAUGGCGGAGGCCCCGCGCUCUAUGGCUGCUCCCAAUGGCUUGUCUGGCCUGCGGUUCCGGCUGCCUCGCUGGCCUGGGAGGACCAGAUACUCGCGCCGGCUCUGUGGCGGGAGGGGGAGCGAGCCUAGCUCCUCGGAGUCAAGAGGCGGUGACCGCACACGUGGGCACAGCGCCGCCCGGAGCAGCCUGACCUCCCGUGCUACCGGCGGCGUCCUUCCACCCCGCAGCUCAUUGACAUGGGCACAGGCCGAGUGCCCUCAGCGCCUAACUGGCUCCCAGGGUCAAAGUUAAUGAUCCCAUGGCAACUGAUGUUUCUAAUAGUCCAAGUCUGUGACUUCGCCCAGACAUCAUUGAGUUCUGGCAAGCGGAGUGAACUUAGGAUGUCAGCCAAGACUUUCUGGGGGAUUCUUGCUCUGCUCCGAAUUUUCUGGUGCCUUCUUCCUCAGACAGGUUACCUUCAUCCUGAUGAAUUCUUCCAAUCACCUGAGGUCAUGGCAGGAGAUAUUUUAGACCUACAAGUCUAUUAUCCCUGGGAAUUCCUUUCCAGUUCUCCUUGUAGAACCGUUGUGUUCCCAUUAAUUACAUCUGGCUUUACCUACUGGAUGAUCAAGUCUUUGCAACAGCUGGGCAUGUGGCCAAAUGGCAUCAACAGCUACACCCUUCUUGUGUCACCUCGUCUUCUCCUCACCACCUUUUCUUUCAUACUAGACUAUAGCGUGUAUCAGCUAGCUCCUUUCUGGGGUGCAGAUCGGUGGAACGCCCUGGUUCUGCUUGCUGGGUCCUAUGUCACACUAGUAUUUUACACAAGAACAUUUACCAACACACUUGAAGGACUUCUGUUUGCCCUGCUGAUGGUACUAGUAUCUCCAAAAGCAGUUGGUUAUGGAACAGCACCUAAAUCAGACAUCAGCCAGGUGAAACCUACCAGUAGCAGUCUCAUAGGAAUUAUAACAGUUGCUGGGUUUUUCAACAGGCCAACUUUUCUGGCAUUUGCUUUAAUGCCACUGCUUUACUGGGCAGUUUUAAAUGCCACUUCUCAGCACAGCAUUAAAACUAUUGCAAACCACCUCUUGAAGCUUGUUUCAAGCACAGCUUUCACUGCCAUCAUCUUCACAGCAGCUGACACAUUAUAUUUUACCUCCAUUGGAUCAGAGAUUAGCCUAUACAGCAUUAAAAAGAAUGGCCUGUUAAGCACCAUAGCUCAAAUAAAUCAGAAAGUAAUAGUGACCCCUUUUAAUUUUCUCCGCUAUAACCUUAAUCCCCAUAAUCUUGCACAGCAUGGGAUUCACCCACGAUUUACUCAUUUUGUAGUCAAUGGGAUAAUGCUCUUUGGGAUCCUACACAUUCUGGCCAUCAGUGUUGGUUUAGAAAUGCUGAAAAUAAACAUCCGUCAAUUAUCAUGGAUCAGACUACAUAAUCAUAGGCCACCUACAAUGUUGGUGCUUGCCAAGGGCAAUCCAACAUUAUUAUCAUUCUAUUUUGUUCCUUUGGCAUUCCUUUCCCUGUUCAGCCACCAAGAACCUCGAUUCCUCAUUCCUCUUAUUUUACCACUAGUUCUAUUGAUCACACAGCAGAAUAGAACCCUGAAGUGGAAACCCAUCAUUAUUAUUUUCAAUGUUCUUGGUGCCCUUUUAUUUGGGUGCUUACACCAGGGAGGGCUGAUCCCAUGCCUGUCUCAUUUAGAACAGCUCAUACAUUCUCCAGAAUCCCUGAACCAUCCAACACACUAUACUCUACUCUUUGCUCAUACCUAUAUGCCUCCCAGGUUUCUGCUCAGUAUCAAUAAGAGAGACCCACUAGUAGAAGUAAUUGAUAUGGCUGGAACUGAAGAAAACACCCUCUGCCAAACGCUGGGACAAUUAGCAAACAACAUUGCUUGUGGGUCUAGAGAGACUGAUAAAGAAAGAACUUGUAAUUUUUUUGUUAUAACCCCCGGUACAGUCAGAACAACAAUACAAAAAUGUGGGGUUUUGUUCAAGAAUGAGACAUUAAUAUUUCCACACUUGACAAUGGAAGAUCCACCACAAAUAUCCUUUCUAUUCAGUGGAAAAUGGAGAAGUCAGUUAGGACUAUACAUCCUUCAGAUAGACAGAAAUGAACAGAGCUUUUAGUUAUUAGAGGAUUUAUGUUUCACUUUUUAAUUUUAUUUAGUUCUGGUGAAAGUUGCUGGAUCAACAGUUCUGGAGAUUGACACUCUCUCACUUUAUUCACAGACACAAGUACAGCACAAACAGUGGGAGUGCAAACUUCCCCAUAUUGUCCCCCCACUAUUACCUUCACCAGUGUUCCUCAGCCCUGUUCUGGAUGGAUGCUAUCUAAGUGUGAGCUCGUUCGAUCUCCAGCAUCGUUUUUACAUUGUUUGCUGCUGAGAGAGGAGAAAAUCAGAGAAAAAAGGCUGAAGUUCUCUCCACAAAACUUUCCAGAUAGUUUUGGAUCAGUUCUUCUUGUGUCAGGAGUAUUGUUUUGUUUUUUUGAUUGUAUCUCUUUUGGAUUAUACUUUAUUUAUAUGCAUUAAUGCUGCAGCUAAGCAUUCAGGUCUCCUCCUAGUAGUUACAGCAGGCUCCAGUCAUGAUAUAGAAUUCAUCUUUACAAGCACCUCAGUUACAGGAUGGUGCAUGAUCAGAUAUAUCCUCUCAAGGGAUUGUAUCAUGCCCUUGAAAAGGGAGUGGGAUUAGUUUCAUUGUCUAGUAAUGUCUAAUGUUUUAUCACUAGCAAGUCAGAUCCUAGGAAUGGAAGACCAAGGUUCAAUCCCAAAAGUAGCCACUGCUUAGUCUUAAUGUUCAUUUAGCUUUUCCUGCUACAAGGCUAUUUAUUUGUGGAAACAGUAUAUUUUAAAUUGCCUUUCUAUUAGGAGUGGAUCUGAACCUGGAUUCACAGAUCCCUGAACUACAGUGGGGAAUUGCAGAAGUUGAACCAAGAUCUGGAUAGAAAUUUCACUGGUGACCCCUUUGGAUAUAGGAGUUUGGUUCUGGCCAUUAUGGACAAACACUUCCAGACUUUGGGGAAAUAUUAAUCCUGAUCCAAACCUUAUAUGUCAAGCCUGUCUCUUUCAGAUGAACCUGCCAAUGAUAAAUGGGACCUGUUCAAAUGCCGGUCAUACUACACGAUGGGCAUGGUACAUAAAGUUGCAAGUCUUAAAUGCCAAUUUUACAAGCAGACCAAAUAAUGGACUAUGAAGUUAGUUUAUGGGGCCAAGUUAUAAAGGGAAAUCAAGACCAAGUCCAAGUACGAAGAAUUUAUCGUUUGCCAAAUUUCACAGAAAUUCGCAGAAGACUAUGUCCAGACUUGGCAUUCUGAUCAAUGUAAAUAGUUUUUGUUCUCGGCAAAGCACUUUAUACUAGGGGGAAAAACUGUUUUUCCUAAUUGUGGAAAUGCAUGUAGGUUAUGUGUGUUUAUUUUCUAGUGUUUGCUUUGCUGUUUUAUGUAACAUUAGAAGAAGUUAUGAAAACACCUUGAUACUGUACCAAAUGUAUUUUUCAGGUUAUUUAUCUUGUUUUCUAUGCUGCCACAUAUUUCUGGAAAGAAUCUUGUUCCAUACAUUUUGUAUUAUGGGGCGGGGAGUGUUGUACUGACUUUUCAGAACCAUGUUUAAUAUUUCAGACCUUCCUUGGUGUUCAUAGCAGAAUUUAGUGAAGUCUCUUCGUAAAGAAUUGUACUUUUCUAUAUCUUGGAGUGUAUAUAACCUCCAUCACCGUAGUAACUGAAAGCCUUAUAACUCUCACUGAUGUAGUGAACUAUUAUUCUCUAUGGUACACUGAGAUCAUGUGGCUUUUCUAUGGUCACAGAGGCAGUCUGUGGCAGACCCAAGAACAGAACCUGGCUCUCCUGAGUGCUAGUCCAUCUCCUUCAUUUCAAACCCAUCUUUCCUCCAAUUCUCCAUUCUUUGCAUACCUAAAAUGCCUACUGACAUCAAGUGGAGUUUUUAGGUGUGCAAAGGAUGCACUACGAGCCUCUAUGUGUGUCAGAUUUAAUCUUAUCAUUUCAAUAGCAUUCUUCAGCUCAAGCAUACAAAAUGAUAUACAAAUUAUGUGUAUACACAGGAAAUUCAGCUGCUACUGUAAUGGACCAUGAUUACUCUUCAGCACACAGCAACAUUACACAAAUUAAAAACAGGCAGUGAGAAAUACCAUAUCCAACUGAAACUGCCUGGGGGGAAAUGAGGUUAAUAUACCUCUGUAUUAUGAUGUAUUGCCCAUUAAGAUAGUAACCAUUUUAUAUAAUUCUUUCAAAUAGCACAUUCUGAGAGCUAUUUUAAUACUGAAGUUUCUUUCUGCCCCCACCACAGCCACUACACCAAUUGUAAAGUUCUUUGAGAUCUUCAGAUGAAAGGGGCACUAUAAAUGCAAAAUAUUACUAUUGUAUAUAAGAUGCCUGCUGUGACAGGUAUUGCAAUUUACUACAAUAUAUUUGAGAGAUCUUGCUGUUUUAAGUAUAUUGUGACGGGGCAAGGCCAGAUGACUAUAGUAAAGUAGUGAGGAACAGGUAUGUUGGCCCCAGGCUAAACAAAUCCCUGGUACCAUGGGACACCUGAAGCCAACCAAGGGCUAGCUGGAACUAGUUAAAAGCCUCCCAGUUAGUCAGUGAAGCGUGCGUGACAGAAGCUGUAGGAGGAAGCCAUGCUGUUGGAGGAACUAAGCAGUACAAAUCCAUAUCAGGCACAGGGAAGGAAGCCCUGAGGUAACGGUGAAGGAGAUAUUGAGUGGGGGCUGCUGUGGGGAAGUGGCCCAGGGAAUUUUACACAUCCUAUUUCCAAAAAGUCAGUUACCAUAGCUUCUACUAUUAGGGUCCCUGGGCUGGAGCCCAGAGUAGAGGGCUCCACCCUCCCUUCCUUGAUCAAUCACUGAGACUGGGAGACAACAGAGACUGUGCGAGGGAGGGUUGCUUCUCCUCACCGCCCUUGCUGGCUUAUGAUGCAAAUGGCUUAGUAAGCUGUGACCCUUGCCUCUAGAGAGAGAGAAGGGCUUCCUGGAGGGUCACAGUGAGCCCCUGAGGCUAGCCAAAUCUGCCAGGAAAUGUGGGACCCACGGAGACAAGGACAGAGCUUUGUCACAAUAUGUAACAUUGUGGGCGAGGCACUGUAUGUAAUUCCAUGGGGGUGGGCGAACACAGCUUCUCCAGGAACUAAGAACAGUGGGGGUGAUUUGGAAAAUUUACUCAGGUUGUAACCUCUCCAGAGUUACCACCACUAGGAGAGGCUCAUACAUACUGUUUCAAGCUGGAUUCUCUAGAGACCAACAGACAAAGAGUGGACUUUUAGAUAAAUAGCCUGAAUUUAAACUGACUCAGGGCCUUCUUUCUGAUCCAACAAACUGACAGGACCCUCUGUCCCAGAGGAUCCCGAAUCCUUCCUGAGAGGGUUGGAAGAUCUUUUGUAUACUUAGGCUCUAUAAGACUGAUGGAGGACCUUUGCUAAGCUUUUAGCAUGCAUAUAGGACCUUUUAUUGUUUUUAAUAUGUUUUCUCUGUUAUGCUUUCAACUUAUGAAUAAAUGUGCUUGCUUGUAAAGGGCUGCAUGGUAAUGCAUAACUGCUGGCAAUUACAGCUGUUCAUAGCUUUCAAAGAGAAAGCAAAGCGCAGACACUGGCCUAUUUAGGCAGUCUGGCUUGCUGAGAAUAUCACAGUGUAUGCAGGCGAACUGUGCAACCUGGAAAAAACCCUGGUCAGGACGGAGAAAAAUACAGCUCUCUGCCCAAGAGAGGUGAUAGCUCAGGAGUCACAAGCUUAGAUUGGGUGCCACAGAAGGGAAGUACAGGUACAGUUGCCCCGAAUGGUGACACAUGCUUCUUCAGAAAAUAAAGCAGGAACUGCUCAAUUAAGUUCCAUGUAGGAUAGCUGAGAGGAAAAUUCUGCCCUAUUUAUGUUCUUAUACUGUGAACUGGAUAUAGCACAGCAUAACCUGCUCAGUCUUGUGCCUGAAGGUUAUGAUUGUGGGGAAAGUACAGUUGCAUUCUGCCAAUAAAGUGCAUAUCUUAUUUUACGCUUUCAUGCAUAUUGUGGGGAUAAUUAUGAAAAUAAAAGAAUUAAAGUUAGCUUAAGUCUGGUUAAGAAAAUAAUAUAUUUGCUUUAUGUUUGUGGCUAGUAAGGAAAAGGCCCCAAUCAGCAAGUAAAAGAAGGCCAUGAGAAUAAUAAGUAGUAUUACUUAUUGCCUGUAGUGUGGGAAGGAUGUUUGGUUCAAAAAGUAACCAAUAAAAUAAAGAUCUACAGUAACAAACAAACAAAAACGGUCUUAAAAGAAACAAGCAUGAACCUUCCCACCGUUCUGCUGAUAAGCAAGGAAUGGGGAGGAGAUAAGAAGGGAAGACCUUGGAGGAAGGAAAAUAGCAAGGAUAUACUGCUUCAAAUGGGAUUUUUGCUCAAGAUAGAAAAUUAGCUGAAGGAUAUAAAGAGAGCCAUGAAUCUGAAGGUUGUGAGACAUUGUCUGAUCAUGCUGGAGCACACUAGGAUUUGAGGGUUUUUACUUAGGUCUGGUCUGUCUGUAAAUAAGUAUACUGAUCAGAUGCUUACAACUACUUUGUUACUGUACUGGGAUGUAGUGACUGCUUAUUUUUAGGUUGUUAGGCAUGUUUAGAGCAAUUGUAUAAAAUACCAUUUGGCCUUUGGACUUAAUAAAGGAAUUAUGGUUAAAUUAA
Chelonia mydas (Green sea turtle) is the source of this 12021-nucleotide messenger RNA. It is a transcript of the gene PIGZ, whose product is annotated as phosphatidylinositol glycan anchor biosynthesis class Z. The transcript has 3 exons. Gene Ontology annotation, biological process: GPI anchor biosynthetic process. Gene Ontology annotation, molecular function: alpha-1,2-mannosyltransferase activity. The coding region runs from base 5630 to 7504 and encodes 624 amino acids. The record is from RefSeq and is a predicted model, not a curated record. Gene Ontology annotation, cellular component: endoplasmic reticulum membrane. Lineage: Eukaryota; Metazoa; Chordata; Testudines; Cheloniidae.